Molecule: messenger RNA, 4601 nt
Organism: Chelmon rostratus (copperband butterflyfish)
Lineage: Eukaryota; Metazoa; Chordata; Actinopteri; Chaetodontiformes; Chaetodontidae
Gene: kcnk2a
Product: potassium channel, subfamily K, member 2a
Exons: 9
Coding region: 272-1528 (418 amino acids)
Biological process (GO): stabilization of membrane potential; potassium ion transmembrane transport
Cellular component (GO): membrane
Molecular function (GO): outward rectifier potassium channel activity; potassium ion leak channel activity
Source: RefSeq, a predicted model, not a curated record
GAGGAGGAGGCGAGAGAGACGACGACCGGAGGGAGCUCUCUGCAGCGACAUGCGGGUGCAAUAAAAAGAGCAAGUGAAGCGCAGCAUCGGUGUCCGAUCAGCGGUGAAAGUAGAGGAGAAGAGCAGAAGAAAGACGGAGCGCCUGGUCGUCCCCACGCCUCAGCACCGCAGGGAGGAGACACGCAGAGGAGGAAAGAUUCCCCUAAACGCAGUGAGAGCGUCGGAUGAGGAGAAGAGGAGAGCGGAGGGCAUCGGAUAGGCAACAACAAGGAUGGCAGCUCCAGACUUAUUGGACCCUAAAUCCGCCACUCACAACACCAAGCCCCGCCUCUCCUUCUCCACAAAGCCAAUCACACUGACUCCCCGGGAGGAGAGUGAGGUGGUUGCCACAGUGAUGAAAUGGAAGACAGUGACAGCCAUCUUUCUUUUGGUGGUUCUGUACCUGGUGAUGGGGGCAGCAGUCUUCAGAUCCCUGGAGCAGCCUCAUGAGAGCGCCCAGCGUUUGGCCAUCCUGUCCCAGAAGCUGGAGUUCCUGUCCAGACACUCCUGUGUCAACCAGAGCCAGCUAGAGGAGCUGGUUAAGCAAGUUGUGUCUGCGAUUCGUUCAGGAGUAAACCCUGCAGGGACACUGACCAACCACAGCAGCCUGUGGGACCUGAGCUCCGCCUUCUUCUUUGCUGGGACUGUCAUCACAACCAUCGGUUUUGGGAACAUCUCUCCCCACACGGAGGGUGGAAGGAUCUUCUGUAUCGUCUAUGCUUUGCUGGGGAUACCUCUGUUCGGCUUCCUUUUGGCUGGUGUAGGAGAUCAGCUUGGCACCAUAUUUGGCAAGGGCAUUGCCAGAGUGGAGAAAAUGUUUGUGCACUGGGACAUCAGUCAGACAAAGAUCCGUGUCAUCUCCACCCUGCUGUUUGUGCUGUUUGGCUGCCUGCUGUUUGUGGCACUUCCAGCAGCCAUCUUUAAACACAUCGAGGGCUGGUCUGCGCUGGAGUCCCUUUACUUUGUUGUCAUCACCCUGACCACCAUAGGAUUUGGAGACUUUGUGGCAGGUGGUUCUGAAAUAGAGUACUUAGAUUACUAUAAACCAGUUGUAUGGUUCUGGAUUCUGGUGGGACUAGCCUACUUUGCUGCGAUCCUCAGCAUGAUAGGAGACUGGCUCAGAGUCAUCUCCAAGAGGACGAAAGAAGAGGUGGGAGAAAUCAGAGCUCAUGCUGCAGAGUGGACAGCUAACGUCUCAGCAGAGUUCAAGGAAACUCGGAGGCGUGUGAGCGUUGAGAUCUACGAUAAGUUCCAGCGUGCUGCCUCGAUCAAACGCAAACUGUCCUCGGACCUGGGAUUUAGCCCUGCCCCUGAGCUCACGCUGCCCAAGAGGACGGUGUCGGUCAACUUCAACGACGAACGGGACAGGGGCGAGAGGGAGGCCGGGCUGCAGGGCCUGACGGCACCGCUGGCUCGAAACGGUGGCUUGUUCAUGAACGGUUUGGACCCAGAGAGAGGAGAUAUCUCUGUCAUCGAACACCUCAAGUAGACAGAGGAUCAAGAUUCAAGAUCUUUCCAAGGUCUUCCCAGUUGUCGUAAUUGGUGGCCCCAGUGCUGAGAGCAGACACAGAUCAAGUAAUAAUGAGAAUGUGGUUCUUUGUGACCCCAGCAGGGACAUCUUUACCCCUCUACAGAGAGCUGUGCUCAAGAACACUUCAGUGGAUUUUUCACAAUGGGACACUUUCCCUCACUUCACCACCCACAUCCCAUCCUGCCAGGGAAACAGAGAGCAAGAAGAACAACAUGCAGAACAAUGCUGGGUGUCUCUCAUGUAAAUUUCAGAUCUUGGAAUAAGGCAAAGUUGGCCAUUGAUGACAGUUUGGGCUGAACAAGUUAAAGGACAAAAGAAACCGUAUCCAUAAGACUACUGGAUUUGGUGCCCUAAUAUCUAAAAGUCAGAAGAAUGUCCAUGAUGCCUGUCUGUGCACGCCAAUAUUUUAUAUUUUAACAAUUUACAUUUUAAUAAGCAGCUUUACAACUUAUGAACAAUUUCAUUUUUUGGCUUUUUAGACAGUUGACAGUUUAGAGGCAAACGGGAAACAUGGAGAGAGAGAGAGAGAUCUAACUGUGGGCGGUGUUUCUGUUUUUAAGAGGGACGUUUGCUACCUGAUUGUAGAAUGACACUGACAAUCACAGCAGACUGUUAAUAAAUGGAGAUGUUACGUAUAUAGUGGGAUGUGAUGAUAUCAGAAUUGGUACAGAAGACGAUGUCUACAAAGAUGGCGGAUUCUAAUGAGGAGAGGCAGAUUUUGAGCUAGAUGACUGCAGAAUGUAGAGGUGUUGAGAUUGUGGGAAGGUGGUAUGUGAAGUUGUUUUAACUACAGAGGAGAUGGAGCAGCGUGCUAUAUUGAACUACAAAAAUGGAGGACUUUGAUGUUGAUCAAGCUAUAAACUCUGACCACAGAGAAUCUCUAGACUGAGCUCAUAUUAGAGCUCGUAUUCAUCUGAUUUCCUAAUUGGGAAAAGUUGAAACGAUGAACAUGUAUUGUUGCCUUUAAACUGAGGGGUGUGUAGCUGCUGAUCAGAGCUGAUAAUUAAGAGUUUGACUGCUGUGGUUUCCAGUGGCAGCCAUGUUAGUCCUACAGUCCUUCACUCUUACUUUAGGUGUUUUUAUACUGUUAUCAUGUCCACAUCAUUGGAUGGCAUUUGCCGCCAGCUCUUCUUCGUUUUAGAGAGGAGGUAGAAGGUGGAUGCAGUUCAAAGUGUGUUGCUCUGGAUGUAGUUUUCAAAGAAAUUAUGAGGAGAUUUGUUAAACCAUUGCUGUGCCUUAAACUUGCUACUUUGCCAAACCAAGGCCAAGCACAGCACACUGUGUGGAGAACAACUGAUUGGACAAUGAAGUUAUUCAUAUUCAUGCACAUCAGCAACAACUUUCUUUAUUACAACAGAGGAAAAUGAGGUUUUUCCAGCCCAGCAAAGGCAAAUCAAUUGUUCACACUCAUGAUGUUCUGCUGGUUCCUGGAUCCCCAUGUUGCCAUGUUGCGUUUCCUGUAAAAAUAUAAUUGAUAUGGCUCAGUGGAUUAGGUAAUCAGCCCAUUGCAGGUUUGACGAUUUGAGCCCUUUUAGCCACUGGAGCCAAAAAAUGUUCUGUAGCAGUCACAUAUGAAUGAUGCAGUGUCCAUUUGAGCCAGUGAAAGGUUCAUUUAUGUGAACAUUUUAAUCAUGAAUGAGCAUCCUAUAGGCCUGUGAUUCAUUUUGCUACUGCCAUUGCAGUAAUGUUUAGUUUGCUCUGUGCUGACCGACCCAAAGCUGCUAUAAUUCACCAUGAAUUGCAUCUGAGUGGUGCUACCUUAGUGUCAAAGAAACACUUCUUUAAACACAGAGGAAGUGUGUCUGAUCUCUGUCUGUCAGUGUCAGCGGUCAGACCUCUGAUGUUGAGGAGAACAACGUAUUUUUGGUUUAAUCAAUGUAUGAGCUGAAGGAUCCGAGUGAGAGAAAACUUGUUUACAUUGUUGAGAUAUGAUGGUUUGACGGAAGGAUUCACAGAUUUUUCAGCGUGACAGUACAACAAUAAAUUCAGUUUGAAUGCCCAGCGUUCACACACACACGCACGCACGCACACACACACACACACACACACACACACAAUGAGGGUUUUCUUCCACGUGUGUACGCCUGCCAUUGAUAAUGCACUUUGAUUUAGCAGCCUUUGACCGGAACAACAUGCUGUAGCUUCUGCAGCUCACCAGUCCAUCCAACCAAAAGGCUUUGAUUUUGUUGUCAUGUGGCAUUAACGACAACUAUGCGGUUUAACACAGAAAAUUAUUCUCUCUGGCGAUCCACCCUUAGAUUAUUACCCAAAUAAACGAGCAGUGUGAAACCGAAUUAUAUCUGACGGCUAGUUUAGGUUGACAACAAUCUAAUGAAUGAUGACAAAGAAAGGUAGAAAUACGUCUGUGGUGCAGCUUCUAGUUUUGUACCAAUGAUAAACUGAGAGCAGCUGGUAAAAAUCCUCAUGAGAAUCAGAAAAGUCAUAAUCAGAAUCCAGGACAGUUCUAAUUACUUGAUCUUUUUUCAGUCUUAAUUGACUUGUAUCUGUGAGAAAUUAUUCUUUUAAUUCUAUUAGACGUCCUAACGAGUCUUUAAGAAGCCCACUGGACAUCCUAAUUGAACUAUUAGAGAGUUGGGAUAUAGAUGUUUUGACUUUUACUCUAGCGGCCUGUAUGGUUCAGUACUAACACUGACUGGAAGCAGUAGUGGCAGCACACUGUGUCGUGGCUGGUUGGUCUGUUUUUGCCUUUGCUAUUCAGUUUCUUAGCAAACAUGUGGCGUUGUUACACAAUCAUCUGAUUUAGCUGUGCUGAAAUGAAACUAACUCAAUGUCUUUUUCACUUUCUGCUAAUGCGAUAGAUCUGUUCGUGCUUUUUAUGACGAUGAUGAUGUAUUUUUCUAAACUGUAUGUUUGUAGAGUGUUUCUACACUAAUGUGAGUCUGGGAGAACACAAUGUAAUAAUAAUGUCUGUAGAGCUUAUCUAAACACGAUGUAACAAAGAUUUUUGUAUAAUAUAUGACAUAAAAAUAUACCAGAUUUCAAUUAUUUCUCUGUUUGCUGUGUUAUUCAA